This is a messenger RNA of Antrostomus carolinensis (chuck-will's-widow), 3294 nucleotides long. RefSeq names its product tubulin tyrosine ligase like 4 (gene TTLL4). NCBI's taxonomy places the organism in Eukaryota, Metazoa, Chordata, Aves, Caprimulgiformes, Caprimulgidae. The transcript has 19 exons. Bases 16 to 3294 code for a protein of 1092 amino acids. Gene Ontology annotation, biological process: microtubule cytoskeleton organization; protein polyglutamylation. Gene Ontology annotation, molecular function: tubulin binding; tubulin-glutamic acid ligase activity. Gene Ontology annotation, cellular component: ciliary basal body. The record is from RefSeq and is a predicted model, not a curated record.
GUGCUAUGGCUCUACAUGGCCUUUGCAGGCCCGGAACGUGCUAAUCUGGGCCCCAAGCAGGAGCAGAGCGUCAGGCUCGAGUCAGGCACUCCUCUGACAGGGAGAGCUCAGCUGCACCAGGCCUGGCACCUUGCUCAGCAGCAGGCGAAACCCAUCUGGAAUUUAGAGAAGAAGUAUGUGAGUGCUUUCCAGGGUCGCAGCCUGCUGCCCUCAGGGAUCCCUCUGCAGCAAUCCUGCUUCUUGUGCCCGCCGUCACUAUGCCACGCGCACCCUGGUGACAACACCCUCCCGAGCCUGCCCUCGGCCCAGCCCUGCCUGGACCUGGGCAGGAGCACUCUGCUCUACCGACGCUCCUGCCUCAGAACCAAGCCCCAUGGGUUUCCUUUCCGAAGCCCUCCAGACACCGGCUCUGCCACGGGAAGGGUGAUGUCUUCCUUGCUGAUGGAGCCUUUGCCUGCGCUGGCGGAGGAGUGCCCUGGGACUGGGGGCAAAGGCUCUGCCCUCAGCUCAGGUCAGCAGGCUUCCAGCUCCUAUAGACUCAAUAACAGCUCCUCCUUACGGCCAAGCAGUGCUAAAGUGCCUUUGCUGCAGUCACUGGAGAUCAAGAAGGUGAAAAACACCCACAGCUUCCCUGCCACCUCGUGUCCCCGCUCCAGGGAUGAUGGAGACAGCUCCCCUGGCAGCCUGGUCAACGGAGCAGUGAAAAGCAGCACCCUUGUGCUGGAGCAAACUGCAGUCCCCUCCCUGGCCUUUGUGCCCAGCAGUGCAACCCUCAGGAAGGAUGGGUGCUUGUGGGAGGAUGCUGGGAGGAGAGCGCACAGCCUCAAAGAGAAGGAGCCAGAGAUCAGCCUCCCGGAGGCCACGCAGCAGCUGCCCGAACAGGCUGCCACACGCGGGGGAAGCUCUGGCCUCACGAACAUGGGCAGCCUGUCCAACUGGGACAGCAGGAGGGGGCAACGCUUCAUAGCACAGCUCCCCCCGAAGGAAACCAUCGCCCCACCGAGCUUGGAGCUGGGUAGCCAUCGCCUGAACGGUGACUCGAGCCUUGCAGGCGCUGAUGGUGCUGUCGGCACUGAGCGUGUCAGCGCCCAUCUCUUGGCCCCGCACGCUGCCUCUCCCGACUGCAGCACCGACUGCCGGCUUGUGAGCAGGCUGAGCCCGCGUGGCAGGGACCCGGCGGUGAGAGCAGAGCCUCCACACCUUGCUGCCAUCUCUGAAGUGGCAACUCAGAUGUCCACCAUCCAGCUGGAGAAAGAGGAGAGGCAGGCCCAGGCUGUGCUCCCGGGAAAGCUCGAUGUCAGUGCUGAGCAGUCACCGCUGGAGCUGAGCCAACCCCAGGACGAAGCUGAGGAAGAACUUCCUGAUGGCCUGGACGAGAGCUACAGUCAGGAGGAGGACGAGGACAGUGACUCAGAUGCUUCCUCUGUCGCUGAUGUGUCACCCAGUGGCUCUGCAACUCUUGUAUCCAGGAACUGCAUCAAGUGCCUGGCCCAGCCCGCUGAGGCUCAGGAAACAGUGCUCAAACCAGCUCUUGUCAGCAGUUUAUUCCCUAAUGUGCCUCCAACCAUCUACUUCAGUACUCGAGAUGAGAGAGUGGAGAAGCUGCCUUGGGAGCAGAGGAAGCUGCUGCGAUGGAAAAUGUGCACAGUCACGCCGAACAUAGUGAAGCAAACCGUUGGCAGGUCCCACUUCAGAGUCAGCAAAAAAAGCAAUGACUGGCUGGGUUGCUGGGGCCACCACAUGAAAUCCUCCAGCUUCAGAGCCAUCAGGGAGCACCAGAAGCUAAACCACUUCCCUGGUUCAUUUCAAAUUGGGAGAAAGGACCGUCUGUGGCGCAACCUGUUGAAGAUGCAGGCUCGCUGUGGGAAGAAGGAAUUUAACUUCUUCCCGCAGUCCUUCAUCCUGCCCCAGGACAUCAAAUUACUCAGGAAAGCAUGGGAGGAAGGAGCUAGCUGCCAGAAAUGGAUUGUGAAACCACCAGCAUCAGCAAGAGGCAUUGGUAUCCAGGUCAUCCACAAAUGGAGCCAGCUCCCCAAAAGGAGACCACUGCUGGUACAGAGGUAUCUGCACAAACCCUACCUCAUUGGCGGGAAGAAGUUCGACCUGAGGAUCUACGUUUACGUCACUUGCUAUGAUCCCCUCAGGGUCUACCUGUUCAAGGAUGGACUGGUUCGCUUUGCUAGCUGCAAGUACUCCUCCUCGAUGAAGAGCCUCAGCAACAAGUUCAUGCACUUGACCAACUACAGCGUGAACAAGAAGAACACGGAGUACAAGUCCAACUCGGAUGAGACUGCUUGUCAGGGACACAAAUGGGCACUCAAAGCUCUCUGGAGUUACCUGACCCAGAAGGGAGUUAAUAGUGAGGCCAUCUGGGAGAAGAUUAAGGACAUCGUUAUCAAAACCAUCAUUGCAUCUGAGCCCUACGUGAACAGCCUGGUGAAGAUGUAUGUGCGGCGGCCGUAUUGUUGCCAUGAACUGUUCGGGUUUGACAUCAUGCUGGAUGAAAACCUCAAGCCCUGGAUCUUAGAGGUCAACAUUUCCCCAAGCCUCCACUCCAACUCCCCGCUGGAUGUGAGCAUCAAGGGACAGAUGAUCCGGGACCUCCUCAACCUCGCUGGCUUCGUUCUGCCCAGCACAGACAGUGGGGCCUCAAGGCCACAGACAAGAAGUGGCUCUACCUGCAGUCUGGGCAGUGCUUUGAAGGAGAAGCCCAAGUCAGCAUCUGAGCAUUUCAUAGCAGAGAAGAUGAAGAAGGCCUAUUACUUGACGCAGAAGAUACCUGACCAGGAUUUUUAUUCUUCUGUCUUGGACAUCCUGACCCCAGAUGACGUUCGCAUCCUGGUGGAGACAGAGGAUGAGUAUUCCCGGCGUGGGCAGUUCGAGCGAGUGUUCCCCACGCACAUCUCCAUGCGGUACCUGCGCUUCUUUGAGCAGCCUCGUUACUUCAACAUCCUGGUGACCCAGUGGGAGCUCAAAUACUACUUGAAUAAACACAAAGGUCUGGAGCUACUGAAGAACUGGUGUGUCAAAGGCUACCACACUGGGGCAGGGACGGAUUUGGCCCAGGCGUGGUCGUUGCCAAAGUCUUUCUUCCUCCAGAAGACUGGUGUUCAAUCAAAUGGCUUCAGCAAACUGGAACUGGGCAGACUGGGCACACUCCUCCCUUCAGCUGGUGGGGACCUCAGGAGAUGCCUGGAGCCCAGCCCUACUCAGAGCUUACCUCUCAACAAGUGCACUGGUGGAGCUGACCAGAAGCCUGCUGCCUGUCUCUCGGACACCGCCCUGGUGAUGUGA